AUGGAAUAUCGAGGUCAACACAGCAUGAAAGACCUGCGCGCCUCGGGGGCCCUAGGCUGGGCUCAUGCGACGGAAAGUGUCGGACAAUAUCUACAAGGCAUAAUCCCCAGUGUCUGCCGAGCUAGAAUUAAGGGCCUCCACCGCCAUACCUCCAGUGAAGACAAGACAGACCCUAAGAAAGUAGUGACCACCUCUUUUUAUGAUCGCCGGAAUCUUCACGUCGCGACGUGCCAUGCCCACGGUGAUGGCACAUGGAAAUUGUUCUUCUCGAGCCAUGGCCAUGACGAACUACAGAAGUUAGGCCUAUCAGCUCCGGAUGAAGGACGACCAGAGCCGAAAGUAACGGUGAAGGAAUCGGUCACCAGCUGUGGCCAUAUUACUCACCAUGGGGAGAUGAUCACUAAACCUCGUGGUUGUCUAGCUACAGUGGCUAUUAACAAUGACGAAGCGCAUCGCCUCUCUGCCCAGGACUCUGGCACUGCCCUUCGCCAGCCGGCGGCGAAUCAGAAACCACAGGCGAAGAUGCAACGGGACCCUCAGAUUAUCCCAGCAAAUACGAACCAUGAACCACCAAACCAGUCAUCGCCGACGAGGAAGAACCCUUCCGUCAAUCACAUUCUCAAAACCCCCAAUAAAGAGCCGCUCCCAUUCGCACGCGACGCCAAGACACACCUUUUAGACACUGAGCAACUGCAGCUGGCAUCAGACCUAGCGAAACCAGAUCUCAAGGGGAAGGAACAGCGGGCACUGUUCCAGAGACUGAAAUCGAUGCCCCCUGAUUACCAGGAGCAGAUCCUAGAGCGCUCGAAGGUCAUCAAGUCCCGUGCCAGUACCGAAGCGGGGACUGAGACAGAUGAUAAUGUGAACAUGGGGUUAUGA
Anthostomella pinea is the source of this 879-nucleotide messenger RNA. NCBI's taxonomy places the organism in Eukaryota, Fungi, Ascomycota, Sordariomycetes, Xylariales, Xylariaceae. The record is from the annotation of a GenBank genome assembly.